Molecule: messenger RNA, 7127 nt
Organism: Acipenser ruthenus (sterlet)
Lineage: Eukaryota; Metazoa; Chordata; Actinopteri; Acipenseriformes; Acipenseridae
Product: brefeldin A-inhibited guanine nucleotide-exchange protein 3-like
Exons: 34
Coding region: 310-6819 (2169 amino acids)
Biological process (GO): regulation of ARF protein signal transduction
Molecular function (GO): guanyl-nucleotide exchange factor activity
Source: RefSeq, a predicted model, not a curated record
UGGUCCGUCUAUAAACAGACUCAGCAGGGGUCAUUAGAUUACGUCAUCGAAAUCGCCGUAUUAAAUGAGUCCUUUUUCUUUAUCAACACGCACGGUUUAGGUAACAGUGUGUUGUAUGUAAAAAAAAAAAAAAAAAAACACAAGACACUGACAGCAACCCAUUUCACGAAAGUGACGUGCAGUUGUAUUCUUAUCCACUGGCCUUGGCGUGAAUCAUCAUAGAACGAGGAUGCUGCGUGUAUAGGCAUAGGUGUACACGAUAACUGUUUGAAAAAUACAAGGCUUAUUGGAAAAUUUUGUGUCUGCAGGAUGGAGGAAAUAUUAAAAAAAUUGCAGAAUGCUGCAUCGGGAAACAAACACAAAGCAAUAAGGGAAGCCUGCGCUUUAGCAUAUGAGACCCUUGAAGCACAGAAUGGAUCAAUCGAUAUUAAGCCGUGUCAGCUGAGGGAGAGAUGUCUGGUUCCUCUCAAGCUGGCCCUGGAGUCCAAGAAUAUGAAGCUGGCCCAGAAUGCCCUCACUGGAAUGCAGAAGCUUCUGUCUGAAGAGAGAUUCAUAUCCAUGGAAACGGAUUCUGCGGAGAAGCAGUUGCUGAAUCAGAUGCUGGAUGCUGUCAAAAUAACCCCAUCCCUUCAUGAAGAUUUGCAGGUCGAGGUUAUGAAGGUUUUGUUGUGCAUAACUUACUCCUCUACCUUUGAGAUGAACAGAGACUCCAUUUUGAAAAUUGCUGAGGUUUGCACUGAGACAUACACGUCAAGCUGUCACCAGCGCAGCAUAAACACUGCUGUGCGGGCCACGCUCAGCCAGAUGUUGAGCGACUUGACUCUUCAGUUGCGUCAAAAGCAGGAGAACAUGACAGCAGAUGGGCAGGAAGAGUCAUUACCAGUGUGUCAGCAGAAAGAUGCUUUGUCUACCGAGGAGCCUCUGCGUGAGGAUAUUGUUUCUGUUCUUGCUGUCUUCUGUGAGAAGCUGCAGGGAGUUAUUAAUGAGAACCAGCAGCUCCAGCUCCUGUACCUGGAGUGUAUCCUCUCCAUGCUGAGCAGCUGUCCUCCCAGCAUGCACCUGCACAAAAGCUUCACAGAUUUGAUAUGGAAGCAGCUGUGCCCAGCCCUGAUUGUGAUCCUGGGGAACCCCAUGAAUGACAAAACCAUCACGUCGGCCCACGGGGGUGUGUUGCAGGAGAUGGACACCUCCUCUCUGGGGCUCUCAGACCAUGGCCGUGGCUCAGGCUGUUCCUCCAGCGCCCCCACCCUCAUCGGCCCUGUGGCACGCACCAUUUACUACAUAGCGGCAGAGCUGGUGCGGCUGGUGGGGUGUGUAGAGUCUAUGAAGCCAGUGCUGCAGUCUCUCUACCACCGGAUACUGCUGUACCCCCCUCCCCAGCACAGGGUGGAGGCCAUCAAGAUUAUGAAGGAGAUUCUGAGCAGCUCCCGGCGCCUGUUUGAUCUGGUGGCACCUGCUGUUUCAGAGCCAGAAACUAGAAAGAGAUCCUUCUCCAAAAGAAAAUCCCAUCUGGACCUCCUGAAACUCAUAAUGGAUGGCAUGACUGAAGCCUGCAUGAAAGGGGGGAUAGAGGCCUGUUUUUCAUCAGUGUCAUGUGUGUGUUCACUGCUGGGAGCCCUGGAUGAAAUGAGCAAGGGCAAGGGCCUCCAGCCUGAGCAGGUCAACCUUCUUCUGCGUCGCCUGGAGGAGCUGAAGGAUGGAGCAGAGUCCACCCGAGAAUCCAUGGAGAUCAACGAGGCCGACUUCCGCUGGCAGCGCCAUGUUCUCUCCUCCGAACACACCCCAUGGGAGCUUGACAAUGAGAAGAGCCCUGACAUCAGCAUCAGCGUCACCACAGAUACAGGCCAGACCACUCUGGAGGGUGACCUGGGGCAGACCACCCCUGAAGAGAACAUGGAUGAACCUUCCCCUUGUGGACAAGACAAUGGGGAAAUCUCAAGCAGGGAUGCAGAAUUAGAAGCAAAUGAGCAACCUGAUGUGAUCCAGAGAAGUCACGCACUGGUCUACCCGGAUAUAACCAACUUCCUGUCCGUGGAGUGCAGGGCUAGGUCUCACGGAUCAAGAUACAGUGAAAGCAACUUCAGCGUGGAUGAACAAGAUCUCUCAAGGACUGAGUUUGACUCCUGUGACCAGUACUCCAUGGCAGCAGAGAAAGACUCUGGAAGGUCUGAUGUCUCAGAUAUGGGCUCCGACAACUGCUCUUUGGCAGAUGAGGAGCAGACCCCCAGAGACUGUCCUGGUCACAGGUCUCUGCGCACAGCAGCCCUCUCCCUAAAGCUGCUCAAGAACCAGGAGGCCGACCAGCACAGCGCACGGCUGUUUGUCCAGUCCCUCAUUAGCCUCCUCCCUCGUCUACUCAGCCUCCAGAGCACCACAGAGGUGGACUCCUCGCUCCAGAGCUUCUCCUCCACAUUCUGCUUGGGCCUGCAAGCUGGUGGUAUGCAUUCACCAGGAUUUGAAGCAAGCGACCAGCUUAGUUGUCAGGCACUUAUGAAUGCAGAUGGACUCUACCUUGUCUCCUACUAUGCAAUCCUUCUCAACCUAAAACUGUGUUGCUGUGACUACUACAGAAAGAAACCAGCUCCAGUUCUUGUUAGUUUGAAGGAGUUUGUGAGGCAGAUUCAGAGCAGUGGGGUGCUGGUAGUUUUGUCCCAGGCUUGGAUAGAGGAGCUGUACCAUCAAGUCCUGGACACGAACCUGCUGGGAGAGGCUGGGUACUGGGGGGCACCAGAGGAGCACUCCCUGCCACUUAUCACUAUGCUAACAGAUAUUGAUGGCCUGGGCAGCAGUGCUAUUGGAGGGCAGCUCAUCAUCAAGGCCUCAAUGCAGUCUCCUCUUUCCCAUGACAAAAGUGCAGCUGAUUCUGUGGUGGCAGGUGUGGUCUUCGCCCGCUACAUCCUGAUUGGUUGCUGGAAAAACCUGAUUGACACCCUGUCGACACCGCUGACGGGCAGGAUGGCUGGGAGCUCCAAGGGCCUAGCGUUUAUCCUGGGAGCAGAGGGGGUGAAGGAACAGAACCAGAAGGAACGGGACGCCAUCUGCUUGAGUCUGGAUGGGCUGAGGAAAGCGGCUGGGCUAAGCUGUGCUUUAGGUGUUGCUGCGAACUGCGCCUCCACUCUGGCCCAGAUGGCUGCUGCAUCCUGCGUGCAAGAAGAUAAAGAUGACAAAGAAGCCCCUGAGUUUAGUGACACCAUAUCACAAGUGAAACAGAAGGUAGAGCAAAAGUUGGAGCAGAUGGGAAGGCCCCAGGGAGUUCGGCUGCACACGGCUCAUGUGCUCUGCAUGGACGCCAUUCUGAACGUGGGCCUGGAGAUGGGUAGCCACAACCAGGACUGCUGGCCACACGUUUUCAGGGUGUGUGAGUAUGUGAGCACUCUGGAGCACAGCCACUUCAGCGACGGCUCUUCUCAGCCAGCCGUCACAAUCACGCAAGCUCAGCAGGCUGUGGAAAUAGCCCUGGAGCUCAGGCAAGACAGUCUGGAGCAGGACCUGACAGUCAGCCACCCCGUCAUCCAGCCUCUGUCUAUCCAAGAUCUGCUGAAGGAGACUAGCAAGGGCAAAGUGUUCGACUUCCAGGGAGGGAGCCUGCUGAGUGGGAGUAGUGCCGCCAAGGCAGUCUGCACGCUCUCCACACAGGCUGACAGGUUAUUCGAAGAUGCUGCUAACAAACUAAACCUGUCUGCCUUGGUAGGAUUUCUCCAUCAGCUGAGAAAAGCAUCCCAGUCCCAGCUCUUUAAUUCAGUGACAGAAAUGGGUGCCUACUCCUUGGCUAUGCCAGGGAAAGCCAAGUCAACUCAAGACCGCGCCAGUGCGCUACACCUCUUCCGCCUGGGGGACGUGAUGUUGCGUAUUGUUAGGAGCAAGUCACGCCCACUGCUGCACAUGAUGAGGGCCUGGAGUGUGGUGGCUCCUCACCUGGUGGAGGCCGCUUGCCACAAGGAGAGACACGUUUCCCAAAAGGCCAUUUCCUUCAUUCAUGAUGUCCUCACAGAGGUCCUGUCUACCUGGAGGGAGCUGCCUCAUUUCCAUUUCAACGAGGCCCUGUUCCGCCCCUUUGAGCACAUCAUGCAGCUGGAGCUGUGCGACGAGGAUGUCCAGGAUCAGGUGAUCACCUCCAUAGGCCAGCUGGUGGAAGUGUGCUCCCCACAGAUCCAGUCUGGCUGGAGGCCUCUCUUCAGUGCACUGAGGACAGUGCAUAGUAAUAAGACCGAUGUCAAAGACUACCUGGUUGGCGAAUAUUCCAUGGGAAAAUGCCAAGCUCCUGUGUUUGAUGUCUUUGAAGCGUUUAUCAGUACCGACAAUAUUCAAGUUUUUGCCAAUGCUGCCACCGAUUACAUUAUGUGCCUUAUGAAGUUUGUCAAGGGGCUAGGAGAAGUGGACUGUAAGGAGAUUGGAGACUGUGUUCAUGGCUCCGGGUACAGUUCUACAGAUUUGUGCCUUCCUGCCCUAGACUACUUAAGGAGGUGUUCACAGUUGCUUGCCAAAAUCUACAAAAUGCCUUCUAAGCCUAUUUUCCUCAGUGCGCGAUUGGCCAGCUUGCCUAUGAAAGUGCAGGAGAGAUCCACCAGCAGUGAAGACGGUGUCGAAUCCAUUCUGGCAGAGUUUGAUGAUGACACUGGACUGAUCCAAGUCUGGAUACUGUUACUGGAGCAGCUCACAGCAGCUGUCUCCAACUGCCCUCGUCAGCACCAACCCCCAACGCUGGAUUUGCUCUUUGAGCUUCUGAGAGAAGUCACUAAAACACCAGGGCCUGGGUUUGCCAUAUUUUCUGUCAUCCAGCUUCUCCUUCCUGUGAUGUCGCUGUGGCUCCAGCGUAGCCAUGGUGAUCACUCUUACUGGGAUGUAGCCGCAUCUAAUUUCAAACAUGCUAUUGGCUUGUCUUGUGAGCUUGUGGUGGAACAUGUUCACAGCUUCAUCCAUUCAGAUAUUGGUUAUGAAAGCAUGAUAAAUUUGAUGCUGAAGGAUCUUUUCAAGCUUCUGGUUGCUUGUGUGGCAGAGCCUACUGAAACCAUCUCCAGAGUGGGCUGCUCCUGCAUUAGGUAUGUACUUGUUACUGCAGGACCUGUGUUUACAGAAGAGAUGUGGAGACUUUCCUGUUGUGCACUGCAAGAUGCUUUCUCUGCCACUCUAGAACCAGUCAAGAAUCUGUUGGCCUGCUUCCACAGCGGCUCAGAUAGCUUCUCUGGAGAUGCGUGUGAGGUGAAGGUAGCAGCUCCUUCCCACUCGGCAACUGCAGAGGCAGAGUAUUGGAGAAUCCGAGCCAUGGCACAGCAGGUCUUCAUGCUAGAUACCCAGUGUUCUGCCAAGACACCCAAUAACAAGGAAGGCUUUGAGCAUGCACAGUCCUGUGUACUUAUUAUUGAAUUACCUGCUGAUGAAAAAACAAAUGGCCACACUGAAAAAAGAAUCCCAUUUAGGACCAUAGUGGUCAGCUUGCUGUCCCAUCAGGUGUUGCUUCAGAACCUGUAUGAUAUUCUGUUAGAAGAGUUUGUGAAGAGCUCCUUCCACACAGAAUCUCAAGAGAAGUCUAACCCGGUAUCAGAAACCAAGCGAGCUGGGUUCUUGAGACACAUUUCCAUGCAAAACCUGGCCAUUAUCUUCGACCUGCUGCUGGAUUCCUACAGGACUGCCAGAGAGUUUGACACUAGGCCCGGAUUAAAGUACCUGCUCAUGAAAGUAUCUGGAGUCUGCGGGGCUGCCAACCUCUACCGCCAGUCUGCCAUGAGCUUCAACAUCUACUUUCAGGCCUUGAUCUGCGCUACCUUGACCAGCCAGGAGAACAUCACCGCCGAACAGGUGAAGAAGAUCCUCUACAAGGAAGAGGGCAGCACGGACUCCUCCCAGCAGUGCUCCUCGGAGGAUGAAGACAUCUUUGAGGAAACAGCCCAGGUCAGCCCUCCAAGGGGAAAGGAGAAAAGACAGUGGAGCGCCACGAUCCCCUCCUUCAGCAUCCAGCCUAUUAACAAUGCAGAUUGGGCUUGGCUGGUGAAGCGCCUCCACAAACUCUGCAUGGACCUUUGUACCAACUACAUCCAGAUGCACCUUGAUCUAGAAAGUAACAUGGAUGAUACCCCAGUCCUUAAAGCAGACACUAUAUUCUUUCUCCCACUGUUUCCUUCUGAGACUUCAACACCCUCUACCGGAGGUCUUUCAGGAAAGGGCACCCCGUCAGAAGAAAGUGUACGUAACCAAGUUGUAGAGACGCCAGCAGAGGAGACACCAACAUUGGGGUUAAGCACGAGUUGCCUGUCACCACUGACACACAAACUGGAGAAGAGAGAGCAGGACAAGAAGGAGUGGUGGGAGAGUGCUGGGAACAAGCUUUACACCAUCGCCACAGACAAGACCAUCUCCAAGCUCAUGGUAGAGUACAAGAAAAGAAAGCAGCAGCACAACUUGACUACCUUUGUGAAGGAGUCAAAGCAUGACAAGAAGGGGGACCUUGUCACACUACGGGGCCCAGACUCCCCAGUUCUGCAGAGGGCACAACAGCUGGUGGAUCAAGGUCAGAUGAGACAUUCAUUGAGCGCCGGCCCAGAGGUUUUGAGGCAGGAGAAGCGGCCCCGUUCAGGGUCUGUGGCCAGUUCCCAAAACAUUUCAUUGCGAGAUGCCGAGGCACAGAUCCAGGCUUGGACCAAUAUGGUAUUAACAAUCCUCAAUCAAAUACAGCUCCUUCCGGACCCAACGUUUGUAGCUCUUCAGCCUGCUGUGUUUCCAUGCAUCAGUCAGCUGACAUGUCACGUGACUGACAUACGGGUUCGCCAAGCUGUGAGGGAGUGGCUGGGGAGGUUGGGCAGAGUCUAUGACAUCAUUCUGUAAGACAUAUUCUGUUUCUAAGAAAAAAAAAGAGAGAGAAAUAAAAGAAAGAAAAAUAAGUGGGCUAUGGCCUAAAUAAGGGGGUUGGAUUUCAUUUUGCAGUGUUGGGGGUGGGGAAAUGGAAAUGGGUGUUAAAUAAUAGUUCUAAUGUACAGUGCUAAAAUUUUAGAAAUAUUUGUUAGUGGUAGUUGUGUUAAUUUUCCUGUGUUUACUUGGGUGGAAACUUGGCAUUUACCCCCUUUUAACAAAAAAAAAAAAAUUGAAAAUUACAAACCUAAAAAAAAAAAAAAAAGAAAAUAUUGGCAAGAGCA